AUGUCGGUGCUAGCAAAGACCCAACUGCUUGACGCUGUCCCAACAAUCAAAACUGCACAAGAGUUCGACAAUAUUACUGCAACAAAAGACACCGAAUUCUCGGGAAAUCAAUGCGACUUCACGCGCUGGCGGCCUACUUUCCACCUUCUCGCUCCUCAUGGCUGGCUGAACGAUCCUUGCGGUCCAGGCUAUGACCCCUCAACAGGGAAAUACCAUCUUUCUUUCCAGUGGAAUCCAAACGGUAACGACUGGGGAAAUAUUGCUUGGGGACAUUCAGCAUCAUUCGACUUGAUUUCUUGGGAAACCUCCUUAGAACCAUGUCUCAGCCCAUCGACCUGGUACGACUGUCAAGGGAUAUUCACCGGAUGUUUCCAACCGAGCAACACGAACGGGAAACAGGAUGGAACCUUAACGUAUGUUUAUACAUCGGUUAACCAUAUCCCCAUUCACUUCACGCUGCCUUAUGUGAAUGGAUGCGAAUCACUCAGUAUCGCCGUGUCUGACGACGGAGGCGCCACGUGGGAACGAAAAUCCUGCAAUCCUAUUCUUCCCGGACCUAUGCAGGGACAGAAAGUCACUGGGUGGAGGGAUCCGUUUCUUGUUUCUUCAUGGGCAUCUGCGCCGGAGAGUCUUCGACGGACACAUCCUGGAGACGACGUCCUUUACGGGCUCAUAUCAGGUGGUCUACAAGACCAUACUCCCACCGUCUUCGUCUACGCUGUGAAAAGGGACGACUUAACCGAUUGGAGAUACGUUGGCAUGCUGUCAGAUACCGGUCUGAAUUUCCGGCCAUCUCGAUGGUCCGGAGACUUUGGCGUGAAUUGGGAAGUUACAAAUUUGGUAACUCUGACAGACGAUGAGAACGUGUCUAGAGAUUUUGUAAUAAUGGGAACAGAGGGAUGUCUACCACGACAUGAUAUUUCUUCACAAGACAAUGAUCCGAUUGCGCGCGACAGCAGGAUACAAAGGUCGCAGCUAUGGAUGUGUAUCAAAAGCAACGAAUCUACUUCUGCUUCCUCCUCAGCAUUGAUGCAAUACUCCUUUGCAGGGAUAUUCGACAACGGACUAUACUAUGCAGCAAACUCAUUCUGGGACCCUGUAUCACAACAACAAGUCGUGUUUGGCUGGAUAACGGAAGAGGAUUUACCUGAUAAUCUUCGCCAUCGACAGGGUUGGAGUGGAUCAAUAUCGUUACCGCGGGUUCUUAAGUUGAAGACGAUGCACGGGGUUAAGAGAGCGCGAUCAACGGCUGAUUUAAGGGAUAUUACUUCCAUUGAAGUCACACCUGAUGGCCAUGGGACAUAUACGGUUCGCACACUGGGGUUCUCUCCUGACGAACGCCUGGAGAAACUUCGGGACAAGGCAACGAAGAGAACUAUCUCUGAUAGAAGACUAGGAUCGUUGGGCGAUUCAAGUCAUUGUCUGGAUUCCGUUGCUCUGCAUACGUUGCAAUGGGAGGUAGAUGCCGAGAUUAAAGUUGGUAAUAACUGUCGUCGAGUAGGGUUUGCCAUUGGUGAUGACCCAGGUAAUAAACCAGGACAUGCAGGUAAAACAGUCCUCUUCUGGGAACCAGCCAGUGAGACCUUCAUCGUCGAGCGACCCAGUCUGCAAAUGAACGACACCCAAAUCGAUCAAGGGCGAGAAGUCAGUCCUCACACUUUGUUUUCAUACACAACUAAUUCCCAAGGAAAUCAUCACGCCGCCACAGAAUCGGCCGAGGUAGAAGAAACACUUCAUAUCCAAGCCGUAUUCGACGUCAGCGUUCUUGAGAUAUUUGUCAAUGAGCGUACAGCAAUAUCGACCAGGGUAUAUCAUUCGAAAAAUCCAUUAGAAGAACAUCCGAACAGCACUGGCCGUUUUGGAAUAUAUUUCUUUGCAGACAGACUGGAGAAUGACGGAGAUCCGGGAAUGAAAUGUUAUGCUCCUGCUAGGCUUGUUCGUGCUACUGUUUGGGAUGGGCUGUCAGUGCAUUAG
Molecule: messenger RNA, 1974 nt
Organism: Talaromyces atroroseus
Lineage: Eukaryota; Fungi; Ascomycota; Eurotiomycetes; Eurotiales; Trichocomaceae
Exons: 1
Coding region: 1-1974 (657 amino acids)
Biological process (GO): sucrose catabolic process
Molecular function (GO): sucrose alpha-glucosidase activity
Source: RefSeq, a predicted model, not a curated record